Topomyia yanbarensis is the source of this 932-nucleotide messenger RNA. RefSeq lists its product as uncharacterized. The record is from RefSeq and is a predicted model, not a curated record. Gene Ontology annotation, molecular function: zinc ion binding. Bases 147 to 932 code for a protein of 261 amino acids. The transcript has 5 exons. Lineage: Eukaryota; Metazoa; Arthropoda; Insecta; Diptera; Culicidae.
GUAUCCAACAGAAACGUAUGCGCUCAUGGUGACAAGAAUUGGAACUGCAUGAUGGUGAGUCAUUUGACAAAUUCGAUACGUUUUUUUCCAAUACAGCCACAUUUUAAUUCGAUUGCGAUUUGAAAAGAUUUAUAUCUGUUACAACUAUGAACGAAACAGAUCUAGAACCGGUCGCAGAAGAUAUCGUCAUUCGACUUGAGGAUGUGCUGGAGUAUGUUGGUGAUUCUGUUAGACCGAUAAGGGAAGGCCUAGCGGUGUUAAGUGCUAACCAUAUUGUAUGCAUAGGUUACACCAGCAGAUCUGGUAUGUAUAUCCAUGCCAAAGGAUAUGUUUUACAAAGCUCUCAUCCUGGAGGGAUCCCACACGAAGUGUCACUCAAAAUUUGUCAAAAUCACCAGUUUUGGGACCUGAAUUGCUCUUGUAAGGCUGGUACAAGACGGUGUAAACAUAUCGUGGCGUGUUUGUUGCGAAUCAACCAAUGCAACAGACUCGAAAAAAUUUCCUGCACGGAUUCUGCCCAGGCUUGGGGAUAUUCAAAAAUUGAAAAAACAAGUCUUUGGGGUGCAAAACUGAUUCAAGACUUAUGUUGUGUGAGGCAACGUAAACCCAACAUUUGCGUUGACGUUGGAACGAAGGAGCAACUACUUUCAGAAUCUUUUCGAAAGAUUAUCGCUGUAUCAUCUCAAUCCGCAAUUGCUAAGCAUAUGGUUGGACGUCACGAAAACAUUAUUCAAUUUCGUACUGGUAUAAGCUCUAUUGCUCAUGUACAUACGGACAUUUAUUGUACAGAGCAGGAGUUGCAGUCUGUUCUUUUCAGUGGAAAUGAUGUGACAGAACUUGCUAAAACUCACUUCAUUGAUAAUUCACACCAGGUUUUCUACGAAAAAUUUGUAUGUGUUACGCAGCAGCAGACUAAUAAGACUAAACCAUAA